This is a messenger RNA of Nannizzia gypsea CBS 118893, 1335 nucleotides long. RefSeq lists its product as hypothetical. The record is from RefSeq and is a predicted model, not a curated record. Gene Ontology annotation, molecular function: metal ion binding. NCBI's taxonomy places the organism in Eukaryota, Fungi, Ascomycota, Eurotiomycetes, Onygenales, Arthrodermataceae. Bases 1 to 1335 code for a protein of 444 amino acids. Gene Ontology annotation, cellular component: nucleus. The transcript is spliced from 5 exons.
AUGACUGAGGAAGAAGAGCUUCUGGCUAGGAUUGGCCAGUUAGCUGGCCAAAUCAACCAACACAAGAACCAGACGCACUCUGCCGUGCGCGGUGGGAAUCCAAGCUCUUCCUAUGCUCGACAUUCGCGAGGCGGCUGGAGGCCAUAUCGUGGAAGAGGAAGGGGACCAUCAAGGGCUUUGGCGGGCGCACACAGAAACCGAACACUUGUGCUUAAUAGUCAAAGCACCCCAGCGGAGACGGCAAGCGUAGCAGCCUCAUCGUCUACACCGAGCGAUGAGGCCACCGAUGCCAAACCCGGCACGAAGAGCUCGUGGAUAGCGAAGAGAGAUCGCCACAUGCAGCUGAUAAAUUCAUCAAUAUUUGACCAGGAGACGCAGGCCAGAAACAAGGCAAUAGCAGAGACUCGGAGAUUAAAAUCACAGAAGAAAGCGGCACAGGAAGAAUCCAUGGUUCUACGACAUGCUCAGUCUGCUUCAAGUUUCCCAGAGAGCAAUAGGAGCGAACCUCUGCCUGACGGAAGGACUUAUACCAUACUUGUCGGGAAUAUACCAUUUCAAGUCGCCCAAGGUGGCAGUAAACUCAUCUCCCUUUCCAAUGACCCGUUAAAGGCGAACGUGACCCCCAAACGAGUGAAUGUCGGAGGUGUUAUGUUUGUCAGAAGCAAACGGGGCAACCUACACCGCCUAGGUGCUGUCAUUUCAAAGAAAAAACCCGGAAACGUGAAAAAGAGAAACGAGCUAUGCAAGAGAUUUACAUCGACGGGUACUUGUUUCAAGGGCCCAACUUGCCCCUAUAUCCAUGACCCGAACAAAGUCGCCAUCUGCAAAGACUUCCUCCAGACAGGUAAAUGCGAUGCAGGUUUGGCCUGUGAUCUUUCACAUGACCCGUCCCCUGAAAGAUCCCCGGCGUGUCUUCAUUUCCUUCGUGGUCGAUGCACGAAUCCGUGUUGCCGAUAUACCCAUGUCCACAUAACGCCGGGUGCUCCGGUCUGUCGUGAUUUUGCCAUUUUAGGAUACUGCAGUAAAGGAGCCACUUGUGAAGGGCGACAUGUCCACGAGUGUCCCGACUAUGCUAACACAGGAAACUGUGGCAAUAAGAAAUGCCCCCUUCCUCAUGUUGAUAGAGCUGGUCAAAUUCGCAAGUUCACUGCUAACAAGGUAGAUCCGUCUGCUGAAGGAGACUCUGAGGAGGAUGUCUCAAGCGAUAACGAGGUGUAUGAAGAGAUUGACUCUGAUGAUGUCGAUUCUGAUGAUUUGGAGGAACCAGAAGAGAUUAUUCAAGGCACCGAUGGUGGGGAUGCUUCCCAGCAGCUAGAUUUCAUCGGGUUCUCUUAG